AUGAGCGGGUCGAACCCGAAGGCGGCGGGCGCGGGGUCGACGGCUGGGCCGCGGGGGCUGCUGGCUGGCAAGGAGGAGAAGAAGAAGGCGGGCGGCGGCGUCCUGAACCGGCUCAAGGCGCGGCGGCAGGCGCCCCACCACGCGGCUGACGACGGCCUCGGGGCAGCGGUCACGGAGCAGGAGCUGCUGGCUCUGGACGCCAUCCGGCCCGAGCACGUCCUGCGCCUCAGCCGGGUCACCGAGAAUUAUUUAUGUAAACCCGAAGACAACAUCUACAGUAUUGAUUUCACCCGCUUCAAAAUUCGCGAUUUGGAGACAGGGACAGUGCUUUUUGAGAUUGCCAAACCUUGUGUUUCAGACCAGGAGGAGGAGGAGGAGGAAGGCGGAGAUGCGGAUGUCAGCGCGGGACGUUUUGUCCGGUAUCAGUUCACACCAGCAUUUCUCCGCCUCCGGACAGUCGGGGCUACGGUGGAGUUCACCGUGGGAGACAAACCUGUGUCAAACUUCCGGAUGAUCGAACGGCACUAUUUCCGAGAGCGCUUGCUGAAAAAUUUUGACUUUGAUUUCGGCUUCUGCAUCCCCAGCAGCAGGAACACUUGUGAACAUAUCUAUGAGUUUCCGCAGCUUUCUGAGGAUGUCAUUCGUCUGAUGAUUGAAAAUCCCUACGAGACCCGUUCUGACAGCUUCUACUUUGUUGACAACAAGCUGAUAAUGCACAACAAGGCUGAUUAUGCCUAUAACGGAGGCCAGUAACUGCUGUGGGACUGGACAGGGGAGGUGCUUUGCUGCGGCCCAUGGUCCUGGCACAUGGAAGUGGUUAAAGCUGCUGUAUGUCACACACCUGGAACCUGGCCCCAGGAAGCCAAGGCCAGGUGGCAGUUCCCUGUGCUCCAAGAGAGGUGCCAAGUAGUGCUGUUUCCUUCCCCAGUAUUUUUUCUUUCCUUUUUUCCCCUGCCUCUUAGGUCACAGCAGUACUAUAUAGUAAAGUAAAAGAUUAGGAUAAGAUUUCUCAAAUCCAGAUAAAAAAGAAAGUUAUUUUCAUGUAGUCAUAGCUGCCUACUGGUUGUCCUGACGAGUCUGGGUCUCUGGCAGAGCUGUGCCCGGGUGAGGAGGCUCUGGCUGGCAUGCCUGCAGGUUAGAGCUCUUCUAUAGGUUCCUGGGUGCUAUGGGAAGCUGCAAGGUCAGCCUCUUCCAGGCAUCUGCUCUUAUUUCCGGUGUUGCCAUCAGCACAUUCUGACCUCAGCCUGUGCAUAGUUGUAAACCAAAUGGAAAGAAACUUGAAAGGGGAUGGAGGGGAGGAGUGGUGCCAAAAGGUAAGGCACUGGGGCUGGGUAAGGCUCCACACUGAAAGGUCCAUUUUAGGGCGAGGCCUGCUUCUCUGUUUGACUUGCACGAUCCCCAGCCAGUCCCCGCGGGGAUUCAGCAAGGUUUCAUCCAGGCAGUGCCUUCCUGUUAUUAUUCUGGAGGAAAGAGGAGCUAACUGCUUCUCCUGCUCCUAAUUUUUGAGUAUCUUCUGAAACAGAAUGUGUUGGUUUUGUUGGAAUAGUCAUCUCUCGAGGCCAGAGCAGGCCGCAUUGUGUGUUUUUUCCAGGCUUCUUUUUGGGAGGUUUUAUAAAAUGUCAGUGGUGUUCCCAGCAUAUGUGAUGUGCAGUUAGACUUAUAGCAUAGUUCAGGCUCUUGGCGCGGAUCUGGCUCACGUUGGGGCUGGUAUAGCUACGAACCAGCAGCUGCUUAAAGGAGGCAUUGAAUUUUCUCUUCACAGCAUAGCCUGGAAGAUUGGCUUUUGAUGGAAUUUGCCUCUAAAACUCUGUGUAGAUUUCUUAUUUAGGAGGAUUUUUCUAUCUGCCUUUCUACUGAAGUAGUUUCUGGAACCAUCCUGGCAAGUUAGAUCUAAGUAAUGCAUAUCUAAUCCUUCAAACUGCUAGUUGGAAUCUUUUUGGGUGUGAGACCCCUUAGCCUGUUUCACCCGUUCCAGAGAGAUGUGUUUUCAGAAAAACUUCUUGCACAUCCUGCUACUUUUAUCCUUAGGCCUUUAUUGGGUAGACUCUCACCUCCUCCUUCCUGCAGUUGUCUGUGUGGGUGGCUUUAGGUGCUCAGCCCAUUCCAGGAAGAUUGUUGCUGUGGCCAGGAUUUAGCAUUGAUUAGGAAGGUAUCUGUAGGAAGGUCCCAGGUAUGUGGUAAUAGUCACUGUCACUGCCACAGUGACUGUGAUAGGAGAGCUGUUUCCCAAAGUGUGGGGCCAGGGAAAGAGGGCCAGCACUGGGCCACAGAAACCCCUAUGCAUUCAUGGACCAGUGUUGCUCCCAGUUUGGUUUCUAGAGCGUGAGUGUCUUGAACCUCGACCCAGUGCUUUGUGCCAGGCCAGAGUCUAUGCUGUGCCAGAUGCUAACAGCAAAGCCCUCGGUUAGCCUUGUGUGCCAGCACUGGAUCCAACCAAUGAGGGAAGGAAGAGACCAUGCACCCUGCAGACUGGGGGAAAUCUCAGAACUGGAGCCCACUACAAAUCCAGGUGCCUUACGUGGGGCUCUAUCCCAUAUGCUGCUGGGGAAGGCUGCCUCACCCUCAUUUCCUUCCCAUCUGCGGGCAGACAUCAGCACUGCCUGCUGUCCUCCUCUUUCUCAUCGUGGCUCCUCUAGCCAUUGUUCCUGUCGAGCUUCAGAAACCCCCAUCUGUGACAGAAGCCCAAUCGGGAGAGUUUCUACUAUUUGAUAUUUAAUUAGCAACUAGGAUGUGGUUUCUGGAGCUGCCCAGAGCUCUGCUCAGUAGAGUGUGUCUUGGAAAUGCGUCCCAGGGCAGACGGUGUCAUUGUACACUGUGGAUUCUUAUCCUCAGUAUUUGCUUUUUUGAGGAGGAACAGCAGGCAGAGGAGGCAGGCACUCUGGGUGGAAGAGUGCUGGGUCCUCUUCCCCACUGACUUGCCUUAGUCUCCAUGGGGACCGUUUUUAGGCCAAGUGCUCAAGCUGCCCAGUAGGACAGGGUUUGCCAUCUUCUGCAACUGGAGGUCUGGUGUUCUUUACCUGAGACUGGAUUCUUAUGUCUAGCUGCUCAGGAAAUCUUGAGAAGCACCACCACUCUGGGGCAUUAACCAGGGUGAGUUUGAAAGUCAAGCUUUUGUACCUGAAUUGGGCAGAGAAUUGGAAGGCAUACUUUCUCUGAAAGUAUCUGAACCAAUCAAAAGUUUAAUCAGCACAGGAGGCCAUGUUAGGAAGGAAUCUGGACUGCUGAUGGCCGUUAUCUUGUGGGUGAUACAAUGGGAGGGAAAGAGCCCCUGCACAGAAGGCCAUGCUCUCUUUUCAGAGCUGGCAUCUGAGAGACAGCUCCUGGGGGGCCCACUUGGUGCCACAGGGCCUGCUUCCACUCCUGUUUUGCUCUUUUCCCUCUGCCUUGGAACCGCCUGGGAGAGAACCUCUCUUUUCCUGUGAAGCCUUUGGGCUGAGAUUCCCUUCUUGCUUCUCCAAAGAAGAUCCUGGUUUAUUUUACUCUGUGUUCUAAAGAAUAAGUGGGAAAUAACACUAGUAGUUUUGGGCUAAAGUCGGCUAUCCUCUCCUUAUGUGUUAACUCCAGGUUAUCUUGCAGAGAAGGUAGUUUUCAGGGGCAUAUAGGAUUUCCUGAAGACAGCCAUCAUUGUUGGGCCAUCUGAAUCCCAAAUAAGGGCAGUGAUUUGGGAAUGUUGGGUCUAACAUAAACUGGUGAUUCUUGAAAUGGCCGUGACUGGGGAAUCUUCAACUUAUUUUUUUAGUUGAAGUGGAUCUCAUUUGUGGAGUGGAUACAAUAAGCUGUGUCUAAUGUACAAAUAGGGUGAGUCUUGCCUUAGUAUGUUCUGCCACCCUGGUAGGCUCCCAGGGUACUCCUUUUCCUCUGUAAAGUCACUUUCUUCUGGUGGCCAUUGUCACCAGGAGGUUUGUGGGGUAGAGGCUGUCUGUCCUAGAAAUCAGCACAGACGCUGUGCCAGUGCAUGAGGAUUCCUGAUGCAGAGGGUGCUGCUGUACCUGUGUGGGAGCCUAAUCAUGAGCUGUUAUGUUACAUUCCAUGUGAUAGACCGUCUCAGCCACAGAAGGACCUGCUGGAGGUGAAUUUAUCCCUUGUUUUACAAGGAUCAUGUAACAUUAUUGAAGUUGUGAAAGUAUUUUUUCCCUUGUAAAUCUAUUUUUUCACAGAAUAUAA
Miniopterus natalensis is the source of this 4164-nucleotide messenger RNA. It is a transcript of the gene UNC119B, whose product is annotated as unc-119 lipid binding chaperone B. The record is from RefSeq and is a predicted model, not a curated record. Lineage: Eukaryota; Metazoa; Chordata; Mammalia; Chiroptera; Miniopteridae. Gene Ontology annotation, molecular function: lipid binding. Gene Ontology annotation, cellular component: cilium. Gene Ontology annotation, biological process: cilium assembly; lipoprotein transport; nervous system development.